CCCCUCCUCCCCCCCACCCCGGGGAGGGCUGCUACAAUUUGUGGUUACAGCUUUACACGUCAGAAAAAAAAAAAAAAAAGUUUGCAGAAUGUCCCACACCGAAAAAAAAAAUGCGAAACCGAGAGAAAAAAACCUGCGAGUGGGCCUGGCGGAUGGGAUUAUUAAAGCUUCGCCGGAGCCGCGGCUCGCCCUCCCACUCCGCCAGCCUCCGGGAGAGGAGCCGCGCCCGGCCGGCCCGGCCCCCAGCCCCAUGGACCUCCGAGCAGGGGACUCGUGGGGGAUGUUAGCUUGCCUGUGCACCGUGCUCUGGCACCUCCCUGCAGUGCCAGCUCUCAAUCGCACAGGGGACCCAGGGCCUGGCCCCUCCAUCCAGAAAACCUAUGACCUCACCCGCUACUUGGAGCAUCAACUCCGGAGCUUGGCUGGGACCUACCUGAACUACCUGGGGCCCCCUUUCAACGAGCCUGACUUCAACCCUCCUCGGCUAGGGGCAGAGAGUCUGCCCCGGGCCACUGUCAACUUGGAAGUGUGGCGAAGCCUCAAUGACAAACUGCGGCUGACCCAGAACUACGAGGCGUACAGCCACCUCCUGUGUUACUUGCGUGGCCUUAACCGUCAGGCUGCCACAGCUGAGCUUCGGCGCAGCCUGGCCCAUUUCUGCACCAGCCUCCAGGGCCUGCUAGGCAGCAUCGCAGGCGUCAUGGCAGCUCUAGGCUACCCACUGCCCCAGCCUCUGCCAGGGACUGAGCCGGCCUGGGCCCCUGGCCCUGCCCACAGCGACUUCCUCCAGAAGAUGGAUGACUUCUGGCUGUUGAAGGAGCUGCAGACCUGGCUGUGGCGUUCAGCCAAAGACUUCAACCGGCUAAAGAAGAAGAUACAACCUCCAGCAGCCGCAGUCACCCUGCGCCUGGAGGCCCAUGGCUUCUGAUCUCUGACCCUUACCCUCCCACCCGGUCAACUGUGUUUCUGUUCUUGGGCGGGGGAGAAACCGCGUGUUGAGCUUGUUGAGGCAGGAGACAGUGGGAGCACCGGCCCUCCGCAGCCUUUGAUGGGGAGUGUGAUGCGAUAAGCCCUGUCCCCUGCCUAGCUCCCAGAGUCCUACAGGUCUGGGGAAAAAGUGCAGUGGGCACCACCUGUUCACAGAGGUAACCUGAGGGAGCCAAAUGGCUCUGUGGGUUCUCUGCCUCCUGCUUUCUGCUCACCACUUACCAGUGACCACCUAGUUCCUCAUGUGGCACUUGCAGAAGCACACUUGGAGGGCAUGGAUGGGGGUCACCAUAGCAUGUGCCUUUCUGUGGUAAAGCCCCUCAGCUGUCCACCUCUCCUAAUGAGUGUUGCUCUCCUACCCCUAUAAUUACAUACCCAGUUCAAGAAAGAACCGGGAAGACCGAUCUAAAGAAGAGAGAUAAAAAGUGGAGGGGAUGGAGUCUGUGCUGGGGGUAACCUAGAAACCAGAAGACAGAAUACUAAGAGAGCAGCAGCGACAGACCAGACCCAGCAGUCACCGAGGCAGUUGGUGCCACUGAGUAGAAAACUCAACCCGUGUUGAACAUCAGGACCUUGCCUUGAAUUUUCUUGCCAGCAUUUCGGUGCCUCCUCUCCGCCCCCUUUCCCAGGGUAUCUGUGGUUGCCUGAGCUGGGGAGGGCAGCCACAGCCACAGCCACAGGGUUUCCUGAAAGUUUACAUUGCAGUAGCAUUGUGGGGUGAGGGGGGAUGGCUCCCCCAGGCCCUAUCCCCAGCCCCACCCACUCACGACUCUAAGUUUGUUGUAUUAAUAUUUAUUUAUUUGGAGAUGUUAUUUAUUAGAUGAUAUUUAUUGCAGAAUUUCUAUUCUUGUAUUAACAAAUAAAAUGCUUUCCCCAGAACUUCA
Messenger RNA from Nannospalax galili (Upper Galilee mountains blind mole rat), 1871 nucleotides. It is a transcript of the gene Clcf1, whose product is annotated as cardiotrophin like cytokine factor 1. The transcript is spliced from 3 exons. The record is from RefSeq and is a predicted model, not a curated record. NCBI's taxonomy places the organism in Eukaryota, Metazoa, Chordata, Mammalia, Rodentia, Spalacidae. Bases 89 to 928 code for a protein of 279 amino acids.